ACUGAGUGAAGACAGCUUAUAUAGUUGUCUUAACCCAAUACGUUAGUUGCUUGCAAAGCUUCGGGAAGACUGGGUUGUUCAGUGGACACAACUGAUAAUGUUUCUAAAGCUGCUCACUGAUAUUAACUUUCACUGACGGACGUAACAUUUUCGAUUUGACAAACGUUGCUGCAUUAGGGUAUAUUUCAUUUAUUUUUAGGUAUAAUUCCUGGAAGUUUAACACUUGAAUUGGUAAAAGCAGACGCUCAUAGAAUGUUGUACAAGUCCAAAAUAUCUCGUUCCUUCUUUUGGGUCUUGAAAAUUUUUGGAGCUUUGCCGUUCAAGCCGAAAGUUCAGCCAGACUGUAAAGAAUCUAGUCAAGAUGAGUGCGAAAUAAAGCUCCAGCAGAGCCGUGGCUGGCAAGCGUGGAGCGCAGUCUGGACGUUGAUGAUGGUGACCGUCAUGGCGGUGGAUGCGUACUACGCGGCAACAGAUCCUCGCGGCAAGUUAGUCGGCUGCAUGACGAUGGUAAUCGCUCACAUGAACUGCGAUAUUACCACAUCCGUGACCGUAAUUCUUCUGCAGACGAUCUUUUGGCGACAGAGUGACCAGCUGGCACAGAUUUGGAAUCAUGUUAACUUACUCGGUAAAAGAGUCGCAUGGAACAAUGGUGUCACAUUGGUUAUGGUCACAAUUAUCAUAUGUUCUUCCGUUGCGAACGUUAUUAUUUAUAUAAUUUGUUUGAAAGAUUACACGCCUUCCUUGUCAUUGGUCGCCGUUUGCACGAAAGUCAUGAUCAUCGCCUUCUGGUUUGCCAUCCUAGGAAUCAUCCAUCAUCAUGGGAUGCAUAUAACUGGCAGUUACUUGACGAACAUCCUCCAACCCAUCACUGAUACUUUCAAUCAAGAAAUGGAAAAUAGGAAGCUCAAGAUAAAUGGCAUCACUUCUAAGGACGCUGAGAAGAAUUUAUGUACGGUUUCGAGCGAACGAUCUUCAGAUAUUCCUAACAUGAGCUCCAUGGCAUCGCAAAAUAUACCGAGAAAACUGCCAUCUUUGUUACCUAUUUCACCAAAAGAUGGCUGGCUUGCUAUGGACCCAGAGCACCUGAAGGAUGGAGUGUUGGACGCGUAUAGUCUGUUGGACGACAUCAAAACUUACUGCGAGCGUCCCCUGGCGGUGGCCAUGUAUUGCCUUAUUAUUUGGCUGUUGACUUCGGCUUUCUACUUGACUUUAUGGCCUGUCAUGGGGUUUCAGCAAAGAAUUCUCGGCUCAUGUCACAUGAUAAUUGCCGUGGUGUCUCUGUUAUACCUGCUCAAUUCGACCCACGGUCUCCGAAAACAACUGACCAACAUGAAAUGGAUGUUCACCUACCUGGCCAAUCACAACUCACAACAUUACAAAAAACAACAGUUGCAGGAGGUACGGCAGCUGCUGAAGGAGUGUCCGGAGUUCGACGUCAUGGGAGUCUUCGCGAUGACUCGAGCUCGCCUUCUGGACAUCUUCAGCUUCGUGGCGACCUACAUCGUCAUCUUGCUGCAGUUUCGACAAUCUGAAUUCAGCUCGAAUUAA
This is a messenger RNA of Hyalella azteca, 1548 nucleotides long. RefSeq lists its product as uncharacterized. NCBI's taxonomy places the organism in Eukaryota, Metazoa, Arthropoda, Malacostraca, Amphipoda, Hyalellidae. The record is from RefSeq and is a predicted model, not a curated record. Bases 253 to 1548 code for a protein of 431 amino acids. The transcript has 4 exons.